AGGAAGCGAUUACACACAUUCAGAGAGUUUGGCCCACUGUGCAUUUUUUACAUGGGAAAAAUUACCAAGGGUUUGUGAAAGAGGAACUGUAAUCACUCGACUUGUUUAUUAUGCCUGCGUCUGUACAGCUCUGUCUGAUGGGAUGUAUGACUCUGACUGUGGGGCUGGCUUUGGGGCCAAACCAGAACAUGGAGUUUACGUUCAUGUUACCUGCUGGCAGCACUGAGUGCUUUUACCAAACAACCGUGACAAGUGACACCAUGGAAGUGGAAUACCAGGUAAUUGCAGGAUCUGGUCUGGAUGUUGGGUUCGCUUUAAUCUCACCCAGCGGGUACCGGUUGGUCUCUGAGUUCAGGACGUCUGACGGCAUCCACAUGGUAGAUCCCACAGAAUAUGGAGACUACAGGUUAUGCUUCGACAACAGCUUCAGCAAGAUGUCAGAGAAGAUGGUGUUUUUCAAAGUCAUAAUUAACAGCCAGAGCGAAACACCUGGAGUCCAAGAGGAUUGGGCGGACUUCACUGUGUCCGACAGAAUGGUGGACUACAGGCUUAAAGAAAUCAGGGGGAGGAUGGACUCUGUGUACCGACGUCUGGAAAAGAGUCGCCAGGUGCAGACAGUCCUGCGGGCCUUUGAGGCCAGGGAUCGCUACCUGUUAGAAGACAACCUGUGGCGAGUGUCCUUCUGGUCCUGCCUAAACCUGCUGGUGAUAAUGGGUGUAGCAGUCACUCAGAUUUACACCCUGAAACGUCUCUUUGAUGGUACCAAGCGGGUCAGCACAUGACAACAGAACCACUUCCUUACUUUCAACCCACACAGGACGCCCUGACAGCUGUUGAUAAGCUAAAGCCAGGGAGAACUUUUUUUCUCUUGUAAAUCUUUUUAUACCAUAUAAAAGAAUGAUAAUCUGGAUCUCAAUGAAGUUUUCCGAUAGAGAAAACCAACAACCUGGACAGCAGAAGACAUGGCUGCCUAAAUCACUGACUGUAAAAUGUCGUCACACUGCAAUUCAGAGGUUUACAUUUGGUUCCUUUUGCACACCUAGUCCAAACUUUUGGACUUUAGUUCCCAAAUGAAAUGUGAAAUCUACUUUAAGCUGAAAAAAUAAAUCUGAAUUACUGCCUUUGACUCUCUGAGACAGUCGUGGUCCAUCCUGGAUUAAUCACAGAGUGGGAAUAUUUAAAGCUACAACUUCCAAUUAAUAGGCUCAUGUUAGGUUAUGAACAGCCGGCAACAAACUUGUGUGGUUUACCAUUAGGGGUGAUCAGUGAUUGCCUAAAAUAGUCCCCUUGAUUCUGUUAGUCCCAUUGAUAGGCAAUUAUAUGUUUGUUUUAUUCCAUCUGAUCUAGUGAUUAAAUUGAAUUAAAAAAAACUGAAUUGCUGGUUUCAAUUUUUCAACUUUUACUUUAAGCAAUUAUCCUAAUUGAAAUGAAAACCCCAGUAAUAUGUCACUUUCUAUA
Cyprinodon variegatus (sheepshead minnow) is the source of this 1458-nucleotide messenger RNA. RefSeq names its product transmembrane p24 trafficking protein 1 (gene tmed1a). Lineage: Eukaryota; Metazoa; Chordata; Actinopteri; Cyprinodontiformes; Cyprinodontidae. The coding region runs from base 111 to 782 and encodes 223 amino acids. Gene Ontology annotation, biological process: Golgi organization; intracellular protein transport; endoplasmic reticulum to Golgi vesicle-mediated transport. Gene Ontology annotation, cellular component: endoplasmic reticulum; COPII-coated ER to Golgi transport vesicle; endoplasmic reticulum-Golgi intermediate compartment. The record is from RefSeq and is a predicted model, not a curated record. The transcript is spliced from 4 exons.